AAGUAGAGAUGCCUCAGAGAAGUGUUUGAGUGUUUUCAUUGACAGGACCCUGACAGUCAAGACCCAGGGAUCAAAUUAAACAAAACAAAAAAACAACCAAAGAAGAUUUUUAAAGCACAGGUAGAGAGGCGCGUGCAGACAGGUGUAGUCACUGCAGGGUUUUUGUGCUGUCACACCUGUGGGUCGCUUUUUUUACACCUUUAUUUCCUUCCUAAACCCACGUGGACAAGUCACCAGAGUUCAUGUGUGACAUAUACAGCCUGGACUCUCAUUGCGUGUCUCCACAAUGCAAUAUGAGUUGGGCGAUGGAGCCUGCUAACUUCUACGAGAGCACCAAGCUGGGGGGUCCGCAGCAGGGGGUCUGCAAGCCGGGCAGCAGGAGCGACGGCUCCUCGGGCGAGGACGGCACCAUGGUGGAGCUGAGCACCGCCCCUGCCAUGUACGACGACGAGAGUGCCAUCGACUUCAGCCAGUACAUCGAGUCCAUGACAGCCGUGCCCAACCUGGAGCUGUGCAACGACGAGCUCUUCCUCGACCUGUUCAACACCGUGAAGCAGGAGAAGGUGGAUUUCUACAACAUGCAGAGCUCCCUGCAGCCCGGCGGCGCGCAGCAGCAGCUGUCAGCCGCCUACACGGCGGAGAGGAAAGCGGACAGCUUGCUGGACAAGGGGGCGUUUAGUGCGCCUAUCAAGCAGGAGUCCGACUGGAGUGACAGCGACAUGUCCUCAUCUCUUCCGUCCCAGAUCGAGACCUGCGCCCAGACCAAUGUCAGCCUCACCACGGGGCAGCCGACACCACCCACCACCCCGGAGCCCGUCUCCAGCGUGAGCUCGGCCAAAUCCUCCCCGCGUAAGAUCGGGAGGGAAAAGGGGAAGAAGACGGUGGACAGGUACAGCGUGGAGUACCGACAGAGGCGAGAGAGGAAUAACAUUGCAGUGAGGAAAAGUAGGGACAAAGCCAAGAUGCGCAACUUGGAGAUGCAGCAGAAGAUGAUUGAACUGGGCGCCGAGAACGACAGGCUUCAUAAAACUAUCGAGCAGCUAACCAGAGAGCUCACCGGGCUCAGAGAUUUCUUCAAGCAUAUGCCCAACUCCACCUUUGUGAGCUCCUCGGGUGCAGAGAGCCGGUGACACACUCAUUAUCCUAUGAACUGAGUUUAAGGAGACAUUACCUCAAAAGACAUUUCGUUUUUUUACCAUCUGUACCAGAUGUAUUUUAAGCUUACCAUAAUGGCACUGGAAAAUAUAUGAUGUUGCUGCCAUAUUUUUUGUGGGAUUUUCUCUGUAUUAAAUUAUUUUACCACUGCAUUUACAUGAUGUUAUACCUGAUAUGGUACAUGUUUUAUAAUUCCAAACUUUGUAUAAGAGCCAGAGCAUGAUCUUUUCUAUAGUUUGUAUGAAACCUUGAAAACAUUUUUGUUUAUGGAAAUCUCUAUAAUAAAAAUCGCUGAUAAAAAAAAAAAGGUGCAGAAAAAUA
Larimichthys crocea (large yellow croaker) is the source of this 1476-nucleotide messenger RNA. RefSeq names its product CCAAT enhancer binding protein delta (gene cebpd). NCBI's taxonomy places the organism in Eukaryota, Metazoa, Chordata, Actinopteri, Sciaenidae. Gene Ontology annotation, biological process: regulation of cell differentiation; DNA-templated transcription; regulation of transcription by RNA polymerase II. Gene Ontology annotation, molecular function: RNA polymerase II cis-regulatory region sequence-specific DNA binding; DNA-binding transcription factor activity, RNA polymerase II-specific. The transcript has a single exon. The record is from RefSeq and is a predicted model, not a curated record. Bases 243 to 1130 code for a protein of 295 amino acids.